Messenger RNA from Radiomyces spectabilis, 2651 nucleotides. RefSeq lists its product as uncharacterized. The record is from RefSeq and is a predicted model, not a curated record. Bases 211 to 2397 code for a protein of 728 amino acids. The transcript is spliced from 14 exons. NCBI's taxonomy places the organism in Eukaryota, Fungi, Mucoromycota, Mucoromycetes, Mucorales, Radiomycetaceae.
UGUUCAACGUCCCUGCUCAUGUUUUCGAUAAAGCUGCAACCGAUUACCAACAGCAUAAAACGCUUGCAACGAUUGCCAAAAGCUCGGUUUGGAGAGCCCUUGACGCAAUUGCCACCUAUAUUAGGUCUCAAGACAAUGCGUCUCUCUCUGCUAUUCGUUACGUAUAUACGCCGAUCAAAGAUAAAGUAGGUUAUUAUUUUGAGAGAAAUAAUGGUUCCUUUUCGACUCGUGCGAAAUAAUGUCUUCCAUCAGAUCUUGAAACGCGAUAAAACAAAUGCGCUUGCGGGAUUGCGGAUCGCCAAAUUCCUCUUGCUGGAUCGCACGAUGCACGAUAUAUUCAGUCGAUUUCUCGAUACACAAUUGGAUCAUCAUGAUAAAAAAAGCCAGCUGGCAGCUGUUAUGAUUCUGGAUUAUAUUUGCAGUCAAUGGCCAACGCUGCCGGAAGCUUUCGGUGCCACUACGCAUGACGAGGUUUUGGCUAUUUUAGACUUUUAUCCGUCAGUCAUGCGCAUCAUCGAGAAAAAUAGUGAUCAGCCGAAUCUUUUAUCCUGCAAAGCUUACGAUGUGGUGCUCAAUCUGUCCGCAUAUGCUACGCUUGCGACAUCAAUCCGGGAACCAACGGCGCGUGAACGACCGGCUUCCGAUAAUGAGAGUAUCGUUAUGAUUGAGGAAGUCCAGCCGAACCAACAUGGAUAUGAUAAAGUCAGGAACAUGUGGCGGGAUCUGUUCUCUUUACUGCAAACGAUGGAUCGCUGGGCUCGGAUGGAGAACCCCGUCGAUAAGGCAAUUCUUGCAGAGAUCCAGCAGCUUUUUUCUGUAGUUAAGGUGAUGUUGUCGGAAGGCAACCUUGACGCAUUGAAUGACGUGGGACACGUGUGGUUCAAGUGGACGCGCUUGCUGAAAACGAAGCCUCUCCUUUCCAAAAAGGCUGUGGUGGUUAAAAAACGUUUGGCGAGCUUGGAAAGCACGGGAGCCGGCCGUGAUUGCGGAGGACUGGCGUUGUAUUCCAGGAUGGUUACCUUGGCGAUGAUGCAAAAAGGAGCGUGGAAAAAACCGGAGGAUCCGAUGGAUACGGAAGAACAGAAUGAAAUGAAGCUUGCAAGCGAACUUUGUCAGAAACUUACGAAUUGUUUCCCACUACCGUAUCCGUAUCAAAAUCUCGGUGGUGAUAUUCUUUGUGCUCUAUCGAUAUCUGUUCCUCAACUAUUUCACGGAAUCACACUACCAUUGCCCGUGGCGGAAAUGCUUGCGCACACCGAUCGGGAUCGCCUGGCCGAUCUAACAGAUACGUCACGGCAGCAACUGGUUACAUAUCUUUUACAGCAACCCCAUGCUACAAUACCCAUCUUAAUAAAUCGAAUACCUCCGGAUGGUUCUUCCUCGCUUACUUUGGAUACCCAGCUCAUCAACGAUCUCAUUACAACCUGCGUUUCAGAAGCCAACAGCUUCGUUCUCGAAAUUUUUUCCAGAGAGCUAUUGAAGAAAAUAGCAACCAAUAAUACGGCAUGUGAAUUGUUGAUUAAAUGCAUGCCCUGCCUUGAUCUACGGACGUUGAUCCUUCAUUUGAUGCAAAUGGCUCACAAUCCUGAUCCCCGUACAAACCAAGUGUGUAAAGCUCUGAUUGCGAAAGCACUCAUGGUGGAAUCGUGGGUGUCUGACAGUAUCUUGGUGUAUUUGGAUUUGAUAAGGGACUUUGAACAGAAAAAAGCCUUUGUCGUGGAUGCAGGAACGAAUUGCUCGUUUGCGAACAUUUCUCCCGCGAGCCUUGUCAACACUACUGCGUCUACGCUAUUGUCAAGUACACUCGAUGAUUCAAGUACGCAAUCCUUCACUAUGGAAUUAGUGUCUGUGAUAGAAUUGUGGAGUAACAAGGUGAAACCCGAGCAUUUGCGAUCUGGGCUGGCCCAGCUGGUGCGGAAAUCAUAUGGAAGCGCGCAAAGCUUGUCCUUGUCGAUCCUUGUGUGGAAAGUGCUUUCACGCACGUUGCUCACCCAGCAUCAGUUGAUCUGGGUGAUCCUUGAAGAGUGUGUAAAGCUGAUAAAAUCGCAACCCCAGCUGACCGAAUCACUGAUCGACGAUGAUUCAGCGGAAAGUACACUGGCUGUUCAGACUUUAUUGUAUGCUCGGUUAGCGCCAUUGCUUAUUUUGCUGACGAUGCCAAACAAAGUCUACGAUGUCGUCAAGUUAGCCGACGAUGCCCUGGCACGAUUUCAGCCCAGUUUACAGGUUUUGGAUAUCCCUUUACAAAAUAUCAAAAGGGGUACUAUCUCAGAUGAUUGCGCUGAAACCCAGCAUGAGCUCUUGCAGGAAUUGAUUUACCGAUCACAAAACGAACUCGAAUAUGAGCACGUAAAGCAACAGUCGAAAUCGUUGAUCAUGAGAAUUUUCUGCGCCUAAUGGCAAAAUUCAGCCGUUUGGAUCAUCUUAUCUCUACCACACGUUAUGACAUAACUUCAUGCAGUGCCCGGGAGAUUCGAUGGCUAGUUUAUUAUAUAAUGGGCCUUUCUCUCGCUAUUUAUUCUCAUUUGUAUAUUAUUCGCAUAGCAACAGACACUUACGGAUUUGAACCAUACGAAAAUGCAGCAUAAUCGAAUUAAAACAAUUACCCGGCAUUUACCUACACAGUCCUUAUUAUUGAAAUGCCACAGAUC